Messenger RNA from Closterium sp. NIES-65, 768 nucleotides. NCBI's taxonomy places the organism in Eukaryota, Viridiplantae, Streptophyta, Zygnematophyceae, Desmidiales, Closteriaceae. The record is from the annotation of a GenBank genome assembly.
AUGAGACCGAAGACAAAAUGGGGGAAGAAGGUUCCGGAAGGGAAGGGAGGGGAAGGGGAAGGGGAGGGGGAAGGGGAAGGGAAGCGCGAAGUGGAAUGGGAGGGGGAACGGGAACGGGAGGGGGAAGGGGAAUGGGAGAGGGAAGGGGAAAGGGAGAGGGAAGGGGAAGGGGAGAGGAAAGGGGAAGGGGAGAGGGAAGGGGAGAGGGAAGGGGAAGGGGAGAGGGAAGGGAGGGAAGGGGAAGGGGAGAGGGAAGGGGAAGUGGAGAGGGAAGGGGAAGGGGAGAGGGAAGGGGAAGGGGAAGGGGAGAGGGAAGGGGAAUGGGAGAUGAAAGGGGAAGUGGAGAAGGAAGGGGGAGGGGAAAGGGAAGAGGAAGGGGAGAGGGAAGGGGAAGUGGAGAGGGAAGGGGAAGGGGAGAGGGGAGGGGAAGGGGAGGGGGAAGGGGAAGGGGAGGGGGAAGGGAAAGUGGAGCGGGAAGGGGAAGGGGAGAGGGAAGGGGAAGUGGAGAGGGAAGGGGAAGUGGAGAGGGAAGGGGAAGGGGAGAGGGAAGGGGAAGGGGAGAGGGAAGGGGAAGGGGAGAGGGGAGGGGAAGGGGAGAGGGAAGGGGAAUGGGAGAGGGAAGGGGAAUGGGAGAGGGGAGGGGAAGGGGAGAGGGAAGGGGAAUGGGAGAGGGAAGGGGAAUGGGAGAGGGGAGGGGAAGGGGAGAGGGAAGGGGAAUGGGAGAGGGGAGGGGAAGGGGACGAGGGAAGCGAUCGUUGGCACUACUGA